Mirounga angustirostris (Northern elephant seal) is the source of this 6628-nucleotide messenger RNA. RefSeq names its product zinc finger protein 275 (gene ZNF275). The record is from RefSeq and is a predicted model, not a curated record. The transcript is spliced from 6 exons. Lineage: Eukaryota; Metazoa; Chordata; Mammalia; Carnivora; Phocidae. Bases 578 to 1741 code for a protein of 387 amino acids.
GCGGCUCCGGAAACGCGCCGCGGGGCUGCUGGGCUCAGCCGGGCGCUGGCGGCUCCGUGGCGUUUCCUGCCACGCCGGGCCUGCCUGGGCCGCGCCAGCGCCGCUCCACCGAGGGCUGCGCGUCGGCCGCCACGGGGCCGGGUUUAUCCCAUGUCCACUCGGCGCCAGGAGCUCCUGCAGAUGCUGGGGAUCCAGGGGUGACCAGGAAAGAGAAGGUCUCUAUCCUUUGGGAGGUGACGUUUCUCCUGGGGAGUCAGCUCUGCCUGCCCCCCACCCCCCCCAGGGUCUUGCCCUCCCCCAGGAUGGAGCCCCAGGAAACCAGGUCCUGGCAAGCCCUCUUGAGAUACUCGAGGCCCAGGAUUCAGUGACAGUUGACGACGUGGCACAGUACCUCACAAAAGGAGUGAUUGAGACUGGACGCCGAGCAGAGGACACUGGCAUAUUACGGGAAUGCGACCUCCGUGGGAGUUCCUGUUGUGAAUCCGACCUGGUGUGAGGACACGCGCUGCUGGUAUCUGCCCCAUCCCCUAUUGCCGAGCGAGCGAAGCAUUCUGAGGACCAGUGUCUCGCGGUUCUCAUGUCAGAAGGCAUCUUGGUGACCCAGCAGCAGGCGAUGGGUGAAGAAGCUCAGCCGCAGGAGAUGGCAUCCACGAGCUCCCCGCGGGCCGGGGAGCCCAGCCCCGGGCUCAGACAGAACAGGGGCUCGGAGGGGGGCGGGGGGAGCCUUCAGAACCGGCCUAUGGAGCAUCACUUCGCGUGUAAAGAGUGCGGGGAUGCCUUCCGGCUUAAGGUCCUCCUCGUGCAGCACCAGAGAAUUCACAGUGAGGGGAAGGGCUGGAAGUGUGGUGAUUGCGGGCAGGUCUUCAGGGGGGUCUCGGAGUUCAACGAGCACCGGCUGGGCCACGUGGCCGCAGAGCCCCAGCCUGGCCCCAGCCGAGCCCCGGAAGAUGCUCCGGAGAGAAGGGAGCAAACGGAGAGGGAGGCGAAGCCUUUCGAGUGCGCGGAAUGCGGGAAGAGGUUUAAGAAGAACGCGGGCCUCAGUCAGCACCUGCGGGUGCACAGCCGGGAGAAGCCCUUUGACUGUGAGGAGUGCGGGCGGUCCUUCAAGGUGAGCACGCACCUCUUCCGCCACCAGAAGCUGCACACGGCCGAGAAGCCGUUCGCCUGCAGGGCGUGUGGCCGCGAGUUCCUGGAUCGCCAGGAGCUUCUCAAGCACCAGCGGGCGCACACCGGCCACCUGCCCUUCGACUGCGACGACUGCGGCAAGUCCUUCCGCGGCGUCAACGGCCUGGCCGAGCACCAGCGCAUCCACAGCGGCGCCAAGCCGUAUGGGUGUCCCCACUGCGGCAAGCUCUUCCGCAGGAGCUCGGAGCUCACCAAGCACCGGCGCAUCCACACGGGCGAGAAGCCGUACGCGUGCGGCGAGUGCGGCAAGGCCUUCCGCCAGAGCUCCAGCCUCCUGGAGCACCAGCGCAUCCACACGGGCGAGCGGCCCUACGGCUGCGGCGACUGCGGCAAGGCCUUCCGGGGCCCGUCCGACCUCAUCAAGCACCGGCGCAUCCACAGCGGCCUGAAGCCGUACGAGUGCGACAAGUGCGGGAAGGCCUUCCGGAGGAGCUCGGGCCUCAGCCGCCACCGGAGGACCCACAGCGGAGCGAGGCGCUGCGAGUGCAGCGCGUGCGGCCGCGUGUUCAAGAGGCGCUCGGCGCUGCAGAAGCACCAGCCCACCCACCACGCCUAGGCGAGGCCCCGCCAGGCCCCGAGGCCCCGGGCGCGGCGGCGGCGGCGGCGGCGGCGGCGGCGGCGGCGGGUCCCCGGAGGGGCGGGGCGGAGGCAAGGAGAUGAGCGGUCCCGCAGCGCUGAUGCACUUUCGCGUCACCGAGGUCGAAUCCAGCCUAUACUGGCACCAGCAGUUUCUAAGCGUGCGUGUUCCCCAUUUGGCCUAUCGACAGCAGCUUCUCCGACGGCCUACUUUAUUUGGACCAGUGUGACGGGCAUCAGGUCCCUUCAAGGUUUUCCAGCCCGCGGGCCUUGAGCCCAGAAUGAGAGGAGAGGAACCUGCGCGUGGGGGUGGAGCGGGGCGUGUAGGUCCCCUUCUCCUGGCUGCUCCCUCCGGGGACGGGCCGCGGAGCUAGUCAGCAGCGAUGGCCUCGAUGGAAUGGGACCCCAGCUUUCCUGAAGACAAGAUAGAGCCCCAGAGUUGUUUGGCCUACUUGAAUUUAUAAAUUGUUAGGGAUGUACAUAGAACCCUCAGAUGUCUUGUAAUAUUUAAUUUAUUAAUUCAGUUAUACGUACAGACUGUAAAUCACGGAUUACACAGAAUAAUAUAUUACUGUAGAAAAUACUCCUGUUUUGCCCUCACGCCACUCCACAAGAUGAUUGCAUUCGGAAUCCUCACAUGCAUCUCUGACCUCACCGUCUUCACCAACCUCGUAGCCCCUUUUGAGUCCCCCGACAGUUUAAAAGCACAUCCGGUGGCUUCCACCCAUCGAAGCUGUGUGCCCAAGGCUCUCACUAGAAACUUCCUCCUAAGCCAUAAUGACGUGUUCACAUCACGUUAGGACAGUUGGUGGUGGUGGUGGUGUUUUUAAACUUGUCCCAUAGCUCUACACCAUAACCACUUACCGUGUUUGCCUUUCUUAAAUGACCGUCAAAAGACUUUUUUGACGCAUCUAUAACUUGGCAUUGUGAGGUCAUACUCCCAGGAAUAAGUACUGAAUCUGGCCUAAAUUGCUUUUGCGUCCAUUUUUCUUCAGCCGGUCCGUUCUGGUGACCUCCGUGUGCGUCCAAAACUAGCAUCAGUUGGGGUCUGUUGCGGGUUCAUAGGUCUUGUCCUCAAGCAGUACUGUUCUGUUCAAGCUCAAGUAGUUGAGAGAGCAUCCCCAUAACAGGGACAUCUCAAGGACUCAAGUAUGAGGUGAUGCCUCUUUUUCGGGAGCGACAGCCUCUCCUCCUGUGGAGGCAGCCCUCCGUUUCGGGCUCUGUAACACAGGGGUGAUCACAGGACUACCUCCUAAGGUUAUCGUGAGAACUGCGACGCCACGCCUGGCCCGAGGGUGCACUCAGUGAAGGUCGUCUGCUGUCAUCACCAUAAUUAUUGCUGUCGUUCUAUGGCUCCUCAGUACGGACCUGGGGAUGGACCCAGGCCUCCUGACUGCUAGUCUCCUCUUCUUUCUCUCGUGCAAUGACUUAAGUCGUGUUCCUGUUUUCUUGCAUGCAAACCGUACGUUCAUCUCCUUUGACCAGUUAUCAAGUUACCUUUGGAUAUAUUGACUUUAUACAGCGGUUCUUUCUAUAUCGAUUGUGAUGAUCUCUUUUCCCGUUUUAUUGCUUUGCUCUUGGUAGCAGUUUUAUUACAUUUUUGUCGUGCGAGCUUUAAGUUUUACAUAUCUGAGCACUCACCGUUGUCCGUUAAGCCGUAACUUUCAUUGCUUCCAUACUUAGAUACGAUGAUGUUUUCUUCUAGAAUUUUAAUUACAAAUGAAAAGUUGAAAGCCCUGCCCCACCAGAAGGUGGAUGCCCCAGGUGGGCAGGCUGGAUGGGAAGGGGCCAGAGAAGCAGGCUCUCUCCUCAUCCAAGACGCAGACUCUGUGCAUGUCUGUGGGCAGUACUUGACUAUCCAACCUGGCCACGCAGACACGCAAGAGAAACGUCCAUCUCGGAUUGGCCAGAACAUUCUGAUUGUUCCUCAGUAUAGCCCUACCUGUCAGCAGCAGGCCUGGGCCUCAACUAGAUCAAUGGGGUGGUCCAAACGUGGUCUCGGCUGCAGCUGGCUCUCCUUCAAGCUCCGGGGAGCGUUGGCCAUGCCCGGCAUGGAUUCAGUGCCUGAGCAGCAGAUCCACCCAAGGCACAUCUCCUCGAACACAAGAAGACUCACUUGACCGAUGCUGUCAUGUGGAUGGCAUCCUCCUCCUAGUGAGUGACUCUGGAACUAGAAAGAGGUCAGUUUGGUGGCUUUUGCUUUGGGCAACUAGGGGGAAAUUCACCCACGUGUUCUGAUGUUACCUCCUGCAGCUACACCUAAGAGGAGCAACAGAGCAGAGGCUCGGGGCGGACCCGUGCCCUUCUGAUGCCCUGUGCGUCACGGCCAUAGAAGCUGGCCACAGCAGGCCCAGGCUGUGACUGUCAGCGGCCAUGCCCAGGAGGGGCAAUAAAACAAGGGUUUGGAGGGCAACCGUGCCCUUCUGAUGGCCCAUGUGGCAUAGAAAUCGAAGCUGGUCAUCCUGGGGCUAGGCUGUUACUCCCGACAGCCUCCCCCAAGAGGAACGGCAGCAAGGGCUGGCCGGAAAGCUGGCCUCCAGUGACCUGCCGAACCCGCAGGUACAAGCCAGCCGCACCGGGGCUGUGGUGUGACCUGCCAGCAGCUGUGCCCCAGGGGCCACUAGCGGGCCCCUAGAGGGGGUGUACCCUUCCUGGUGGCCCCCACCCCCACCCCCGCCGAGGCUGAGACGGAGCUUCUCAGCAGGAGCGCCCGGAGGAGCUUCUCAGGCCCCCAUCCUGGGAAGCAAGGUCCCCUGGUGACCGCUGUGACCUUAGCCAGAAGGUCCUCUGGAAUGGCCGCCGGGCCACGGGAGUGGCUCUCUGUGACGUCUCCAUCCUGGCCCUCGGGCUGGAGAGAAGCCAACAGCACUUGUUACAUAGCCGCUGCUUUUGCUCUGUGGCUUCCGGGCCGGCUGUGUCCGCAGUCACUGCUGCCUUCUGCAUCACUGGUCUGUUUUCGAGCUGUCAGGACGCGUUCGACACAGCCGCCAUUGGGUAAGGAACUUGACUCGGACGGGGGGCAAGUCUGGCAGCAGCUCACUAGCCGUUUGUCAGCUUCUCUGAAGGAUCCAGAUAUAGUAUUAGCUCAGAGCUUCACGUUGUCGCGGCGUCAUGCCCUCCUCGACUUCUGCCCUUCUCAGUUCUCGCGUUCUCUCUGACACAAACCCUCUUCUAGAGUUAACACUAAAGACCGCGUCUUUUCUGUCGCUGUGUUUGCGGGUGACGUCCGUGCUCUGUCCGGCUUUAACAUGUGUCCUGUAGUCGCGCCGAGUUCAGUGCUCGCCUCUCGUAACUUGGGGGUGGGUUUCCUUGGGCCCCGUAGGUAUGCUGCAUCGUCAGGUGCAAAAUGUGGUCAAGCGUCCUAGUGUGCGUGCUCAUCUAUGCAUUUGUGUAUCUACCUCAUUUCGUUUUUUCUUUCUAAUCACACACAUUCCUUUCGCAAGGGAAAUGUAGAGCAGUUGGGUUACAUAGAAUGCCGACUCUCAUUAGAAAUAGAGCCUUUUCUUAGAUUCUGAAAGAAACCUUCCAUUGCUUUUAUUAAAGUUUUGAAUACUUGCUGAAAUUUUUAAAUGAAAGUGGUUGUUUACCAUUUUUGCUGCUUAUUACGAUUAACUGUGUUGAUUAGUUAUGUCUUACCCACUUCUGCACUUCCAGAGUGAGCCCCCCCACCAAAUCGCAGUGCUGGCAUUCCACGGGCCCGGGGUUUCAGCCUUGUCGUGUGCCCUGGGACCCUCACCAACCCCCCCCCCCCCGCCAGGCCGCAUUAAUUCAACCAGAACCGAACACUUGACUCGAGGGCAGCAACCAGUCAUCAGAGCCGACUGGACACGACAGGCUGGGCCUUUCCGGUUCAAUGUCUGUGAAGUGCAAACGAAAAAUGAGAGAGGAGUUUCUAGUUGGUAUUGGAAGAAAAAGGGAGCCACACGAUAUUUAGAGGAGUUGACCCCAUGGGUGGCACCAGCUGGAAGACGUGUGGGCUCCUGCUAAGCACUCCAGAGCUGCCUCAACUCCAUCACCCCGACGGAGUCCUGGCCUCAUUAUGUUCUUGGAUUUCGGGCAACUGCCCCCAUCAGAUCAUUUGUGUCCCCACCGUAGUCUCCCUUGACCUGAGCCAGCUUGAGUGGGUCUCUGCUUUCUGCAAUCUGUCAAGAGUCAGUUGCCUUUUACCACUUGGCUGCUUCCUGAGAAGAAUCACAUGGCUGGUUUUCCUCAUGUUCUACCCGGCUCGAGUUCCUGGCCCAAGUCCCACCUGACUAUCGGAAACACCUGUUUGAAUGUGGUACUGAACUCCGUUCACUCAGAUGGGUAAAAAUCUAUGCCUUUUAGUCUCAGUGAGUUGGACCAAUGCCUUUCUGUCCAGGUAGCAUAGCUGUACGGAUCCCCUGUUUGUCCCAUGAAAUGAGUUUAAGUCAACACCCACCCUGUUGUUUAUUUUGGAGGUGUCUCGCUACUUCCAGAGAAUCCAUCAGAUUGGGGAAUUGAGAAUUUCUCUAUUAUUGGUAUACUUACAUUCUGUACUUCUCCUAGUAUCAGUUUAGGUGUUUACCUUCAAAACUAGAAAUGGUCUCUUUUAACUUCGCCUUCAGUGUUCUUUGCAUAUCUAGGAACAGUAGCCGUGUCUGCCCCGGUCCAUAUUUCAGUUGUUGGCGCUCUUCUCUCAUUCCUCCCUGAUCUCCUUAACUUGUCUGUUUUAUGGCACUUACUAUAAUCAGCCUUGCACUAGAGCUUCGCCCUCCCCACCUGCCCCCCACCCGUUAGAUUGUGAGCUCUUAUAAGACAGGGGUGACCCUUCAUGUCUGAUUCCCCUACCAGAUCUAGCACAGUGCCUUGCAUCAAGUAGAUUUCAAUAAAUAUAUGUUAAAUGGCA